GGAACGGGUAUAAAUCCACCGACAUCCGUCCCGUACCUGAACUCAUCUCCAAUCUACCAACCACCUAUUCCACCCCCAUCCCCACCUUCAAAAUACCACCAAACAAACCGAAGAGAAAUGCCAACCGUCCUCAUCCUCGGCGCCUCCGUCGCCGGCCUGCCCAUCGCGCACGCCCUCCUCAAAAACAACACCAGCAGCAGCAACAAAACAAAGGUCAUCCUCGUCAACCCCUCGCGCGACUUCUUCUGGAUGAUCGCCGCCCCGCGCAUCCUCACCAAGCCCGCCGCCUUCCGCGCGGAGCAGUACCUCAUCCCGAUUGAGCCGGGGUUUUCGGGGUAUCCCAAAGAGGAAUUCGAGUUCGUGCACGGCGCCGCGAGGGCUGUGGACUUUCCGGCGAAGACGGUGAGCGUAGCGCUGUCCGCCCCUGCAUCCGAAGCCGACGGACCUGCUGCGCGGACGAUAGAGUACGGAUACGAUCACCUCGUCCUCGCGACGGGGAGCACCACGCCGUCGUCGAUUGCCACCCCAACCGAGAGCGGGGGCCACGCGGUGCUGUAUCCGUUCAAGCCCCCUCCUCCUUCCACUUCCCCCAGCCCUCCCCCCACCUCCCUCGGGGACUUGAUCGCCACAGCGCAAAGCCGCAUCAGCCAAGCGAAGCGGAUCGUCAUCGGCGGCGCCGGCCCGAUCGGCCUCGAGACGGCGGGCGAACUCGCGGACCUGCCGCAUAAACCGUCCAUCACGCUGAUCUCGGCGGCUGCGCGGGUCCUCCCUGGGUCAACGGAGGGCGCGAGCCGGUCGGCGGAGACGCAGCUCGCGAGCAAGGGGGUGUAUGUGAUCACGCGCCGGAAGGUCGUCGGCUACUCCCCGGAGGAAGGGGUGGUGAGAUUGGACAACGGGGAGACUCUGUCCACGGACGUGUAUAUCCCGACGACCGGGGUGCUCCCUAACACCUCGUAUCUCCCGGCGGGCGUCCUCGAUGAGAAGGGGUGGGUCAAUGUGGAUGAGGAGCUGCGCGUGCGCGGCGUGGAAAAUGUCUAUGCGGCCGGGGAUAUCACCUCGUAUCCUGCGCGGUUGGCCCAGCGGGCCGGCGAGCAGGCUGGUAUUGUGGCGCAUAAUCUGGUCGUGGAGAUUGGUGGUGGUGGUGCUGCUGCCGGCAAGAGGAAGCGGUUUGCCCCGGGCAGGGCGAUGAUGGUUGUGCCUAUUGGGGCGGCCGGGGGGACCGGCGAGUUGUGGUUUGGGUGGGUGCCGUUUGUUUGGUUGGUGCGGUUGGUUAAGGGGCGGGACUUUUUUAUUGCCAAAGCUAAGAGCUUGGUCUACUCCUAGAGGGGGGUCCGGGGGUCUCCCCCGGUACUUCUCUCUAUUUGUCUUUGAGGGAAAUAAUGCUUAGUGAACUGAUGAGGGGGGGUACGGGGGGUCUCCCCCCGUAACUUUUAUAUCUAUCUAUAUAUGGGUUAAUGAUAAUUUAC
Messenger RNA from Aspergillus japonicus CBS 114.51, 1466 nucleotides. Its product is annotated as NAD(P)/FAD-dependent oxidoreductase. Gene Ontology annotation, molecular function: flavin adenine dinucleotide binding; electron-transferring-flavoprotein dehydrogenase activity. The coding region runs from base 118 to 1323 and encodes 401 amino acids. NCBI's taxonomy places the organism in Eukaryota, Fungi, Ascomycota, Eurotiomycetes, Eurotiales, Aspergillaceae. The transcript has a single exon. Gene Ontology annotation, cellular component: cytoplasm. The record is from RefSeq and is a predicted model, not a curated record.